CGUCCCGGCGCGCUCGCACUCGGACGCCCGGCGCCCCCACGCACACGCCCGGGCUCCGCGCGUCUCCGCCGGGACCCCCGAGGCCUGUCCCGCGGAGCCGGGCUCGCGGGCCGACCGAGGCGGCGCCGGCGGGAGGAGCAGGAUGUCCUUCCAGGGCAAGAAGAGCAUCCCCCGCAUCACGAGUGACCGCCUUCUGAUCAAAGGUGGGAAGGUGGUGAAUGAUGACCAAUCCUUUUACGCUGAUCUGUAUGUGGAAGAUGGUUUGAUAAAACAAAUAGGAGAAAACCUUGUCGUCCCUGGGGGCAUCAAAACCAUUGAUGCCCACGGCCUGAUGGUCCUGCCAGGUGGAGUUGAUGUGCACACGAGGCUGCAGAUGCCCGUCCUGGGCAUGACCCCAGCUGAUGACUUCUGCCAGGGGACCAAGGCAGCCCUAGCGGGAGGGACCACCAUGAUAUUGGACCACGUGUUCCCCGACAUGGGCGAGAGCCUGCUGGCGGCCUAUGAGCGGUGGCGGGAGCGCGCGGACAGCGGGGCCUGCUGUGACUACACCCUGCACGUGGACAUCUCCCGCUGGCACGAGGGCACCCGGGAGGAGCUGGAGGCCCUGGUCAAGGACAAGGGUGUGAACUCUUUCCUGGUCUUCAUGGCGUACAAGGACCGGUGUCAGUGCACCGACAGCCAGAUGUACGAGAUCUUCAGCACCAUCCGGGACCUGGGAGCCGUGGCCCAAGUGCACGCAGAGAAUGGGGACAUCGUGGAGGAGGAGCAGAGGCGGUUGCUGGAGUUCGGCAUCACCGGCCCGGAGGGCCAUGUGCUCAGCCACCCCGAGGAGGUGGAGGCCGAGGCUGUGUAUCGAGCUGUGACUGUUGCCAAGCAAGCCAACUGUCCCCUGUAUGUCACCAAGGUGAUGAGCAAGGGUGCAGCCGAUGUGGUCGCCCAAGCCAAGCGCAGAGGGGUGGUCGUGUUUGGGGAGCCCAUCACUGCCAGCCUGGGCACAGAUGGCUCCCACUACUGGGACAAGAACUGGGCCAAGGCUGCGGCCUUCGUCACAUCACCCCCCGUCAGCCCGGACCCCACCACUGCCGACCACCUCACCUCCCUGCUGUCCAGCGGGGACCUCCAGGUGACUGGCAGUGCCCACUGCACCUUCACCACUGCCCAGAAGGCUGUCGGCAAGGACAACUUCACCCUCAUCCCCGAGGGCACCAACGGCGUCGAGGAGCGCAUGUCUGUGGUCUGGGAGAAGUGCGUGGCCUCAGGGAAAAUGGAUGAGAAUCAGUUUGUGGCUGUGACCAGCACGAAUGCUGCCAAAAUCUUCAACCUUUACCCAAGGAAGGGGCGAGUGGCCCUGGGCUCUGAUGCUGACCUGGUCAUAUGGAACCCCAGGGCCACGAAAAUCAUCUCUGCCAGGAGCCACAACCUGAAUGUGGAGUACAACAUCUUGGAAGGCGUCGAGUGCCGAGGAGCACCCUCGGUGGUCAUCAGUCAGGGCAGGGUGGUGCUGGAGGAUGGGAACAUGUUUGUGACCCCAGGGACUGGCCGCUUCAUCCCUCGGAAGACGUUCCCUGACUUCGUCUACAAGAGGAUAAAAGCCCGAAACCGGCUGGCAGAGAUCCACGGAGUGCCCCGCGGCCUCUACGACGGGCCGGUCCAAGAGGUGAUGGUGCCUGCCAAGCCAGGGGGCAGCGCCCAGGCCCGCCCGUCCUGCCCUGGGAAGAGUUCCAUUCCCACUGUGCGCAACCUGCACCAGUCGGGGUUCAGCCUGUCUGGAUCUCAGGCGGACGACCACGUAGCCAGACGCACAGCACAGAAGAUCAUGGCGCCUCCUGGUGGGCGUUCCAACAUCACCUCGCUGUCCUAGAACUCUGCAGGGAUGGCGCGGGCUGGGCUGUCCCAGGCGGGCAGCUGUGGGGACGCUCACGUCUCUUAGCUUCCCCUUUGUUGACUUUGAGAGGUGCUGCGCCUUACCUUCCCCUCCCCGUAUACUCUCCUAUUGGGGUCCCAGGUCCUGUUUCGAGAAGCCCCCGCUUCAGGAGAGAGCAGAAUUUGGGGAGGUCUCUCUGCCAGGGCAAGGCUGGACAUGGGGGCCCGGAGCCCAGGUGCUAGGUGCCUCGUUUGGCAGGGCCGCUGCCCGACAGGGGCCACAGCCAGCCGGGCCGAGAGGCUGGGGCAUUUGCCUCUUCCUCCCCAGCCGGAGUCCCUGACCCAAGGCCCCAGCUCUCCCACUGGCCCGGCCGGUCUGCUCCCCUCGCCGGACCCAGGACGGAGGCCCUGCCGCAGAGCCACUGUGACGUCAGGGACCCGUCAGGACCUCACGCGGGGUGGCUUCCAGCAGAGGACUGAACCUCCACUUUCCUAGUAGCUCAUUUCCAGGGAAAUUGAGGCUCCUUUUUAGCUGAGAUGCAUUCCUUUUAUUACCAAACGUGCAUUCCUGUAGCUAGUGAGAGCGGCAGCUUCACGUGGUGAGGGCAGCUGUAGCCAGAACCCGCAUGCCUUCCCCAGCCCCGUGUGAACUGGGUCCAUUAAAGGCCUCUGGGCUGUA
Manis pentadactyla (Chinese pangolin) is the source of this 2542-nucleotide messenger RNA. It is a transcript of the gene DPYSL4, whose product is annotated as dihydropyrimidinase like 4. Lineage: Eukaryota; Metazoa; Chordata; Mammalia; Pholidota; Manidae. Gene Ontology annotation, cellular component: cytoplasm; cytosol. The record is from RefSeq and is a predicted model, not a curated record. The transcript is spliced from 14 exons. Gene Ontology annotation, molecular function: hydrolase activity, acting on carbon-nitrogen (but not peptide) bonds, in cyclic amides. Bases 143 to 1861 code for a protein of 572 amino acids.